This is a messenger RNA of Ruditapes philippinarum (Manila clam), 2840 nucleotides long. RefSeq lists its product as uncharacterized. The annotation marks the transcript as partial. The record is from RefSeq and is a predicted model, not a curated record. The transcript has a single exon. Lineage: Eukaryota; Metazoa; Mollusca; Bivalvia; Venerida; Veneridae.
CAACUACCACGGAGCACAACUCCGAUAAAUGACCAUGAUCCAGAUAAACUGAAUAUGAAACAGGUCAUUGCAUUUCUUCAGACAAAAAGUUCAAAAGAUACACAGAAAAAGAUCAUAAAUGAUAAGAGGGCAUACCUUACUUCUUCCAACGGGAGAAAUCCUUCGCGGGGAAGAACAACUAAUUGCUUGCCAGGUUCACCAAAAGUAGUAACAUAUGAAAACGACAGCGUUCCUACCAUUUCUCGUUCAAAUACGGUUAUCAAGGAAGAUAAACUGGACCCUGAUAAUACAAGAACAACUAAUGGUUGUGUUUCUGUGAUGUCGACGAAAAGUACACCCAAUUUUUCAUCCAAUUUGAAAUCUGGAAGAGAUUCUAAGAUAUCGAGCACAACAAGUGUUAAGUCUUUUAAAGAAAGAUCAAAAGAUCGCAAACAUUCCAAACAUAAACCUAUGAAAGAGUUUAAGUUAUAUAGGUUCCUUGCAGUCGCACCUGAUGGUCGAGCAGAACGUCUAGCAACUUCGUUCACUGAUUCUGUUCCGGUCGUCGAGUCAACUGUGUUAAGGACGGAAACUUCAAAACAUACGGAUACACCUCGGAAAAUUUUACGCAGAAGGAGUAACAGAGAAAUUGGUACCGCACAUGUUCUACACAGACAUGCGUCUAACAGAUCAGCGACUACUCCACCUAAAGUAGAAACUCAAGAUAGUUUUGUUGAGGAACAAAAUAAGACUAUAAGACUUCCAAUCAUGCCAAAUGGAGAAAAUGACACGGCGGAUAUAGAUUCAGAUUCUUGCUCAACUACUUCCGCAACUUGUAAUUCAGUGCAAAAUAGUUCCUCAAAAGAAGAUCGUAGUAAAUAUCCAAAGAAAGGCAAGGCGAUUGCCUUACAUGAAAGUAUUGAUGUAAACGUUAAAGAUAAAAACGCUGAAAAUAUUUCUGCUAAUGCACAUUCUGAAAUUCAAGUUCGUGAAUUUAAAGCACCAACAUUUCCACGUGUAGAUAUUCCGGGACCAAAACAUAUACACAUAAAUCUUCCACAGGAAGAUAAAAAGACCUAUUCUCAGGAAAUAGUCCGUCUUACAUUAAGACAUGAAAAGGGUGCUACACGCUUCAAUAGUUACAUGAGUGAUAUUCAGCAAGGACAACCCUCGCAUUGGCAUGAACAAUAUUCCAACAGUAAUGAUGACGAUAUGCCACAUGGAAAUGUGACGUCAUUUAAAUAUGUGAACUAUCAUGAGGGGAAACAGUGGUUGGAUAAUUCCAAACAUCUCCUAAAUAACAUCUCAAACAAUAGCUUCAUUAAAGUUAGAGAAAAACUAAGGGAGACAAAUUCGUGAAAUUCAACGGAAAACUAUUUAAGAAAAUGGGUGCUUUUAGAUUUGUAAAGAAAUACACUUUGCUUGUUAGAAAUUUAUGUUAUAGUUUAGAAAUGAAAGCAGUCAAUGUACUUUUCAUGAAUCAUAAUUUACAAUUCAACAUAAAAUUAUGGAUAUUUUCUUCCUUAUCUAAAAAGUUAAAUUGAUUUUAGACAACAAUCCUUAAUUGUUAUAAUCACCCUAAAAAUAGUACAAGCAUAGUUUAAGUCAUGAUCUACUCAAGUCAAGCGUUCGUCAUAUAGAUAAUACAUGUCGUAGCUGAAGCAUUGAAAUUCAACAUAUACAGUCAACUGAUUUACAUCUUAUUUGGUGCAUAUUCUUAACAGUGAGCAAAUUGUACGAUAUCCUUUUCAUGUACAUGUAGUUUAAUUUCAUGCUUUACAAGAACAAAAACUUUAUACCAUUUUAUUGAAACAUUAUCGCUCACUAAUACAUAUCUUAGGCUUACUAAAUACGUUAUUGUGAUAUAUUUGAAUUUUAAAAUCACUGCUACGUUAUCAAAAUAUAGAUAAGACAGAAAAAGUUAUGUUCCGUACAAUAACAUAAAACAAUUUAUAAUAAUGCUAAUUCUGAAACUUUGAUUGGCUUCGGCUUUUUAUAUACUAUGCCGUAUAUACCGUAAAGAACGCAAAUCGUACCAAUAAUAUAUCCUUGUUUACGAAAAUAUAACGCUCGGCCACCACCCCGUGUCGUAUUUAUCGUCUCCCUUUUAUCCCACCAGCAACUUGUAUAACUAGUAAUAAGCAUAUGGUAUUUUUGUAUAAUAGUUUGGAGACCUUUCUGUUGAAAAUGUUUCAGAGUUAAAUCUUAUACAUAUACAUGCACAGUGCGUUAACUGGAGUGAACUUUUUACGAGUAAAUACCCGCACUCCAGAGCAUGCCCAUCCUUUUCUAGGGUUAACUUAUUAUAACGACAGAGAAAGGGAAAGCUCGUUCAUUGGUUACUUUUUCUGGGGUGUCAAAUUGUGGCACAAUGUAACGUGUUUUUAUACAAAAGAGAAAGAACAUCAAAACACUCGGCAAUCUGAUUAAUAACGCUGCACAAUUUUGUAGAUUGUGAUGUCAUUUUGUCGUAUAACUGUUACGCCCCUAGUACAAAUCAGAUAGUCUCGUGUUUCGAUGCUCUUUCUAUUACUUAUUUGUAUAUUUACAAUAACAUGAAGCUGAAAUGUUCAUAUACAAAAAAGGCACACCCUCUUUUGAGAAGAAAAUAUGAGGUUGCACUAUUUUGUAGAUUGUGACGUCAUUUUGUCGUAUAACUACACGCUCAAGAAUUAGCUCAUCUUCUUUUUUGCAAAUUAUAAUAAUAACAAUAAUAUCAUUAUUAUAUUCUAUUUUUAAAGUGGUGAUAUUAAACGUAUUCAUAUACAUGUAACUCUAUUCUUCAGCGGAAUUUCAUGUUGAAGUUAAAUAAUUAUUUAGUAAUAAUUAUGUAUUCAUAUACAAAAUAUAUUAAAUUAUUA